Molecule: messenger RNA, 2172 nt
Organism: Colletotrichum costaricense
Lineage: Eukaryota; Fungi; Ascomycota; Sordariomycetes; Glomerellales; Glomerellaceae
Exons: 3
Coding region: 1-2172 (723 amino acids)
Source: RefSeq, a predicted model, not a curated record
AUGCAAGAAGAGUCCCAUCUCAGCCCUUCACCCCCAUUGGCUCACAGGCACUACCCCCUAGAGCCUGAAGCCCAACAAUGUCUACCCGAGCCGGAAGAUGCUGCAACAGAGGACCUGGCAUCUACGAUAACAGGUUCACGCGUUUCGACCGAUGGCACGACGAAGUACAACCGUAUUGCGGAAGACGACACCGAUGGCGCCGUACCAGUGGUUGACUUGCCCAACAACAGGUUGGGGUUUUUCACUAUCGUAACAGAUUGCGCCGCUGUGGUUCUUCCUUUGGGUCUCAUUGUCUUCAUCGUCAUUGUGUGGCGCCUUGACGGUUCCGAGAGUACCGAAAGCUCCCGCGGGGCUUGGCGAAACGCAAUCACGAUCCUCGCAACUGCGUUUCCGAUCCUGUUUGCGUCAGUUGCAGGUCGUCUUACAUAUGAAGCGGCUCGCUGGAAGCUAGAAACCGGCACGACCCUCGGUUCUCUCGAGCAGUUCCUAGGCAGCCGAACGGUCGGCGCCACCCUACUCAAUCUGAUCCAACUUCGAUCAUUCAAUAUCGUGGGUGCUGCUUUGGUAUUGAUAUGGGCACUCUCACCUUUGGGCACUCAAUCUAUUUUGAGAAUGAUGUCCUCACAAAUCGCCCCGGACAACAGAAACACGACGAUAACCUACUUCGACACCAACGCUGAGAGUCAGGCCAUACAGUGGGCGACCUGGGUGGGAUUUUCAUACUCAACCUCCAUGGCGAGUUUCCGACCCAUGUCGACGUUGUAUAACACCCUGAUUUCAAUGCCUGAAGGACUCAAAGCGGAUGCUAUGGAUGUCUGGGGCAACGUCAAAAUACCUUUCCUGAAGCGCUUAGACACAGAUGACUGGUUGGACUUCUUGGAUCAAGAUCUCGGUGUGAAUGAGUAUUCGUCUUUGGCCGGGAUCCCUCUCAACAGCAUCGAAGUUGGACACACCAUAUUUUCGCUAGAGUCUAGCUACAUUAGCUUAGACUGCUCGGAUGUUGAAACCCUCAAGAUGGAUCUAGGAGCCGACGACCUGCUGAAAGAAGAGGUAUUCCACGACGACCUAUCAGCCGCUUCUCUGGCUGUAGACACCAGGUACACAAGAAACGCUAAGUUGCCAAAUGGUACAUGGCACGGAUACGACUACACAAGAAACGUCUCCGGGCUAGAUUCAACCUGGAUUCUGGCGCUCGACAGAUUUGUAGAUCGGAUAUGGUCCAUGAAACCUGCUGAUUAUCCUACAAAACCAGUCGUUGGUCCUUUGCAUGGUCGUGUCGAGGAAAUGCACCGGCCCCUCUUAUUCAAAGAUGAGCAACAUGUCGACGCCGAGCCGACGACUCUUCUAUUUCAAAGCAUAUUCCCCCCUCAGGAAAAACACCCAGGAUGUUCAGCAAAGAGCCUCUCCAGGGUAUCUCAGGAGUACGCCGAGUCCCGCGUCAACUGUUCUCGCACGGCUCGCACCGACAGACACAACUGCACCGUGGUAGCCCAGCGGAAAUCUCAGAAGAAAAAUGCUCCUAGGGAUAUAUCUCAGCUAUCGUUCCCCGCCGUCUUUGACUUUGUCUCUCGCGAGCUUCCGCUCUCCAUCGGAGGCUCUACGGCGUACAAGUCCGAGUUCUCGCUUUACCACCUCGCUGAUCCAGGGCUUAGACAGCUGAGGUCGGACGAUUACUGCAUCAUAGAAAGCGUCACAGCCAAAGAUAUGGGAAUUCGACUUAGCCAGCUCCUCAAUACCUACCUCUUGAUAAGCCAGCUUUCGUUCGAGAUUGCAGAGUGGGACGCGGAUAAACCAACGUCUGGGGCCAAGAUCUCCGUCGAUGCAGAAACAAGUACCCCUGUUAUCAACUUUGAGAUCUCCUCAUUAUGGAUUACGCUUUUCUUGGUCGCGAGCAUCGUGCUUCUUGCAGCUGGUAUCGCGAGCGUUGUCCUCAAGCACUGCACAUACGGGCCAGAGAUCCUUGGGUACGCUUCUACCGUGUUACGAGAUUCGAUAUUUUUUGAUGUUCCAAGAGACUAUAGAGGGCUGGAUGGGAUUGAUCUAUCACGGAAGAUGAAAUCUGAUCGGCUUCGCUUUGGCUUGAUACAAGGUCUGAAGCAGGGACAAUCACGGAUGGGAGUUGGUCAUCAAGAGAGUACGGAUCGAUUAGGAAAACAACAGAAUCGUGACUGA